Trypanosoma cruzi is the source of this 630-nucleotide messenger RNA. RefSeq lists its product as uncharacterized. The coding region runs from base 1 to 630 and encodes 209 amino acids. The transcript has a single exon. NCBI's taxonomy places the organism in Eukaryota, Euglenozoa, Kinetoplastea, Trypanosomatida, Trypanosomatidae. The record is from RefSeq and is a predicted model, not a curated record.
AUGAUGAGCGCCGAUAAAAGUGAGGAAGAUCAAAUGUCCGACUAUGAUAAAACCAGGAUGUGGCUCAUCGUUGGGGGUACAGUCGGCGCGGUCGUCUUGAUUCUCAUUACGGUCUCCGUUAUUUUAAUUAUUAACUUCAUAAAGAGACGGAUUGCAUUAGCAAAAGAAGUCAAGCAACAGGCGCGCAUGCAGAACGCCCCGCGCAUGCCCAGGCGCAGCUCAUUAUCAAGGAACGGGAACAGAAAUGGUCUGCAGACUCAGUCAAACGUGAAUGACGGCGAAAGCCCCCCACCAGCAGAUGCCGCAAAGUGGCCAGGGCCCCCGCACCCAAACGUUUUGUUGCCGCGAACAUUCAACGAUGCGUCCUCCCACGUGAUGCCACCCGUCUCCGUUGGAAUUGCGAUGAAUAGGCCGGUCUCAAGGCCACUUCGGCCGGAACUGCAAGGCGAUCAAGUCGUGGAUUUGCCCCCGGAAUCCAUCCCCGCAGAUUACGUGGACCCGCUCCUGUGGCAAACGGAAGAUCUGGACGAAAACAAUGCCGCUGCAUCACAAAUGAAUGACGAUGAACGCCGCCCGCCCAUCAAACGCCGGGCCUCAUUUGUCUCAUUUGUAGGGGAGUACAAACUUUAG